AAUGUGCUCCGACGAGGAACAGACGAUUUAAAACGUUUGUGUGUACGAGACACGUUAAUCAAAAUUCCUAUGCAUUUCUCGACUUUCUCGUGUAACAGCUUAUAUCCAGUUUUUACUUUAUGAUUGAUCAGACAUUUUCCUUGAAUGUACAUGUAGUGUGUUGUCAGUAAGCUAACAAUUUCUCCUCUCAGUUUGAAAAGCUAGCUACCACCAGCAUCGACCCGAAGCCUUUCUGCAACGUUUCCCAUCACUGGCAACCAGCAAUGCAGAAGACAUGGCGAUAAAAAAGCAGACAGCCCCGUCCACCUGUCAGUGAACCUGUCUGACAAAUAUCUCCUCUGUGUAGAUCGAUCAACCUGACGAAAUGAAUUUCUUGCGUAAUCGUCUUGUUGUCCUGGGACUGGUGUUGUUGGCUACUUUAUUGCUGUACCUGCUGCUGCCAUCCAUCCGCCAGGGCAGCAUGGAGCCCUCCCUAGACGCUCAAAGAAUGGGGUUGAUGGCCACUCCACUUCCAACCAUCAAUGUGUCUAUUCGCACCGGACAGCUACCUGGGGACCCUCCACUAUUCUUCAGAGAAGCUUUACCUGUUGAUGGAGCUGGACGACAGAUAUUGCCAAGGCUGCAAGUGGUCCUUCUGCAUGGCCAGGCCUUCACCUCCAAAACCUGGGAAGAGCUCGGUACGAUGGCCCUGCUGGCAACUAAUGGAUAUCAAGCCUUAGCGAUGGACCUUCCAGGGUAUGGAAAAUCGCCAGACUCGGAGGCUUUGAAGACUGAUCAGAGUCGAGUGGACCUCCUUUCAAGGUUCAUGGAGUCUUUGGGUGUCAGGUCAGCUGUGCUCGUGAGCCCCUCCAUGAGUGGACAUUACUCCAUUCCCUUCCUCAUGAAGAACAGCGCUCAGCUGCAAGGCUUCAUUCCCAUAGCGCCAGUCGGUACCCGAAGUUACACUCCACAGCAGUACCAAAAUAUUCAGAUUCCCACUCUAAUUGUGUUUGGAGCCCUGGACACAAAUCUGGGUGCCCAGUCCCACAAGAACCUCAUACAACUUCCACAUCACUUUGUGCUGAAGUUAGACGGAGCUCGCCAUGCCUGCUACAUGGACAAAACCAGAGAAUUUCACCAAGGGUUGGUCGACUUCCUCAGCAAACUGAAGUGAGAUGUGAGGCGGAGGAAAACAAAACAAAAGCAAGAGGAGGAAAUAGAUAGAGGAACACUAGUCCCCUCAUUAAUGGUUUAGUUUGGUGACAAUUUUGCAAAAAUAUUCUAAGAUCUACAUUAUUCUCAUAUUAUCACCUGAAGCAAAGAACAUUGGCAUUGGAGUAGGUUUUAAAACAUGGAAAAAAAAGGCAUGUAAAACCUUGUAGUGGCAUUUAAAACUCAGUAUUUCAGAUGUUUCCAUUAAAAAAAAGUAUUAUUUUUUCCGUUUUCCAUAGUGUCACCCAAAAAUACUAGUUCAGCUCAGCUUGUUGUAAAAUAGCUUCAGAUAUGUAUAGUGAUGCGUUUUGUUUAAUGUCUCUCUUUGCAUGUAAAAACAUGGACUAUGCUUGCUUCACUGUUACCAUUUUUGUAGGUGACACAAAGGUUUCUGUAAAUAUGCAAAUGUAGCAAGUGUCUGUGUUUGAAUAGCUUCUAUUAGCGUCACGUUUGAAAGAUUUGUAUAUUAAGAUCUGGUAACCAUUCAAGAAAACAUGCUCAACAAAAGCAAACCGAAUUAAUACACACUGUAAUAAUUUAAAAGUAAAAUAUGGACCAUAUAAUAAUCCCAUUUAUUUAUAUAAUGACGAUAACGUUAUAUGUAAUAUAUUUGAAAUAAGUUUGGACAAUCAUGCAAACAACAAGCUUAGAAAAAAGAGAUGUCCGAAGCUUGAAAUAAAAACAGAAAUUGUAUGUUUUUUGUAUGUUUCAGUUGAUAAAGUUGCUGUGUUUUGAGAAGUGGAGGUUAUUUCUGAUGUAUCUAAAUGACUUGAAGGUUAUUGUAGGCGACUGCUGGCUUUUUAUGACUUUUUGAAAGUUCUUGGAGCGUUCACUUGGUCCCCCCUUGCCUUGAAGUGAGAAAACGCAAACCGCAACAACAUACAGAAACACUACUUAAAAGCGACGCCGUGGUUGUGUUUUCUCACUUUGCAGCAGUUUGUCUAAAUCCUGCGCAUCAUGUGUUGUCAAAUUGAUAAAGAUGUUUUCUUCAUUUGC
Messenger RNA from Cottoperca gobio, 2187 nucleotides. RefSeq names its product abhydrolase domain containing 14A (gene abhd14a). The transcript has 5 exons. Lineage: Eukaryota; Metazoa; Chordata; Actinopteri; Perciformes; Bovichtidae. Bases 365 to 1153 code for a protein of 262 amino acids. Gene Ontology annotation, cellular component: cytoplasm. The record is from RefSeq and is a predicted model, not a curated record.